Molecule: messenger RNA, 895 nt
Organism: Aspergillus alliaceus
Lineage: Eukaryota; Fungi; Ascomycota; Eurotiomycetes; Eurotiales; Aspergillaceae
Exons: 2
Coding region: 21-566 (181 amino acids)
Source: RefSeq, a predicted model, not a curated record
AUUUGCUCCUCUUCAUCAUAAUGAACCUUUGGCACUGCCUCUUUCUCUUACAUCUCGUGCUGGCCUCUGAAUGCCCACAGUACCUAACAGCUACUGCAGUUGUGGAGGAUGCAAGGGGAUCUGCGCUCCUUGAAUGUUGGCGGUUUACAUCACCAUUUUACGAAUACCCAACUGUUGGAAUGGCUCAUUCUCUGGCCAACGUAUCGAAUAUCACUUAUGUCGCAAUCCCACCUCGCUCCAGUGAAGGAAUUCAUAAGCCGCCCCACCCCAUGAUAUUCGUUCUUCUUUCGGGGUUGGCACAUGUCACACUUCCGGACAGUGAUGAAGAGGCGUGGAUUAUGGAAGGAGUGAAUGGCUUGCUAGUUGCAGCCGAUGUCUCUGGGUUUGGGCAUUACACUGACUAUCCAUCUGACAAGACGACGAUUGCUUUGCAAGUUCCCUUCAAGGAUGGGCAUAUCCCUGACCACGCUGUUGUCCACCGUGGGGCAUGCAGAUCAGCAAGCCAAGUUACGCCGCCCUGCAGUCAAGCUGCAUCCCGAGAUCCUUGGCUGCGCGAGGAGCUGUGAGCAGCGGUUGAGGUCCGCGGGUAGUAUUGAGAGAGGGCGAGAAACUAAGUAUGCUUGAUUUGCCGGAAUUUCUGGGCAUAAUUGGGACAUACGUGAGGAAUAUACAGAACCGAUGCCCCAGCCCGCUUUACCUGACUGCUUUUGCGGUCUAUGUAACAGCUUUGAGGCUUUGUAGAUGCUUGUGUUGCUAGUUUAAUGUUCCUAAGCCCACUUAUUCAAUGUAUGAUAGAUCUGGUCGAUAUGAAGCGCCCUCGGAGGGAAGGAAUGGGGAAGACUCUUCUCCGAACCGAUCCACGUAGUAUACAAUAGCAGCUUGAGUCUUAGCCCGA